Solanum pennellii is the source of this 1841-nucleotide messenger RNA. Its product is annotated as protein DETOXIFICATION 35-like. Gene Ontology annotation, cellular component: membrane. The transcript is spliced from 7 exons. The record is from RefSeq and is a predicted model, not a curated record. Gene Ontology annotation, molecular function: xenobiotic transmembrane transporter activity; antiporter activity. Gene Ontology annotation, biological process: xenobiotic detoxification by transmembrane export across the plasma membrane. Lineage: Eukaryota; Viridiplantae; Streptophyta; Magnoliopsida; Solanales; Solanaceae. Bases 1 to 1503 code for a protein of 500 amino acids.
AUGGAAUCGCCGUUGCUCUCCGGCGUCGACAAUCAGCAGCAGCUCAUUGGAGUUGACGGCGACUAUCGACCCAUUAAUGGACUGAAAGAAUGGAGGGCUGUAUUCUGGAUCGAGACAGUGAAGUUAUGGGAGAUUGGAGGUCCAAUUGCUUUCAAUAUUCUUUGUCAGUAUGGGAUCUACUCAAUUACCGUAGCUUUUUGUGGUCAUCUUGGUGCUGUUCAGCUCUCUGCCGUUUCUGUUGCUCUAAAUGUCGUUGGAACUUUCUCUUUCGGCUUCAUGUUGGGCAUGGGGAGUGCUCUGGAGACGCUGUGUGGACAGGCAUUUGGUGCUGGGCAAAUACAUAUGCUUGGGAUUUACACACAACGGUCUAUGGUUAUUCUAUUGUUUAGUACAUUGUUUUUGUUGCCAAUUUAUAUUUUUGCAACUCCACUACUUAAGCUUUUAGGCCAAGAACAUGAUAUGGCUGUUCUUGCUGGGAAAUUUGCCCUGUUUUCAAUCCCUGAGUUGUUUUCACUGGCGGUUGGUAUUCCCACCUCGAAAUUUCUUCAAGCACAGAGUAAAGUUGGUGUGCUGGCUUGUAUUGGUUUUGUGGUUCUUUUACUCCAUGCCUUUCUGCUAUGGUUGUUCUUAUAUGUGUUCAACUUGGGUAUAAAUGGGGCUGCGUUAGUCUUUAAUAUAACAGGUUGGGCCAAUGCCAUAGCUCAAUUUGUAUACGUGGUAGUUUGGUGUAAGGAUGGAUGGACGGGAUGGUCUUUGUCAGCAUUGAAUGAGAUUUGGGCAUUUGUUAGACUCUCGGUUGCCUCGGCUGUUAUGUUAUGCCUUGAAAUCUGGUACAUGAUGAGUAUUAUUGUUCUCACCGGACAACUCAAGGAUGCAGUUAUUGCUGUUGGAUCCCUCUCUAUUUGCAUGAAUAUUGAUGGAUGGGAAGCAAUGUUGUUCAUAGGAAUCAAUGCUGCCAUAAGCGUACGAGUCUCAAAUGAGCUUGGGUUAGGGCGUCCCAGGGCAACCAAAUAUAGUGUAUAUAUCGCAGUGUUUCAAUCACUCAUCAUUGGGAUAUUCUGCAUGAUAUCAGUACUAGCAGUAAGAAAUCAUCUGGCCAUUCUUUACACAAACAGCAAGGAUUUGCAACGAGCCGUUGCUGACCUUGCUUGGCUUCUCGGAAUAACCAUGGUUCUUAACAGUGUUCAGCCUGUAAUAUCAGGUGUUGCUAUUGGAGGUGGAUGGCAAGGUUUAGUUGCAUAUAUCAAUUUGGGAUCUUACUAUGUUUUUGGUAUUCCUCUAGGAUAUACGCUUGGUUCUGUCUCUAACUUUGGCGUCGUGGGUCUAUGGGGAGGAAUGAUUGCAGGACUUGCUUUGCAGACACUACUUCUCUCAUUUGUACUCUAUAGAAUCGAUUGGAAUAAAGAGGUUGAGCAGUCUGCAGAGCGCCUACGCAAGUGGGGAGGUCAAGACUUUGAGUCUGAGAAAACUCUUAUUUCAGAGCCUACGAAGGACUUACCAUAAGAGUAACAUUUUGUGGUGAUAUCAAAUGAUGAUUUUUGGAUAGGAUCUAUGUGUUGUAAAUGACGUGGAGCCUAAAUCCAUGUUAGAUGCCACGGUGGAUGACAGCUAGGCCGAAGGGGAAAUUAUUAGUUGUACACGGGUAAAAUAUGAAUAAAAAAGGUUAAUUGAUUUUGUUGGUGACCAGGCUAAAGAUACUCUUAACAUCGUGAGUUAGGGGUACUAUUAGUUUUAAUAGUAACGUAGCUGCGAUUUAGAACGGUAGGCUAAGAUGUUUGUCUCGUUGUGUUUGUAACAUUACAUUUAAAUAUGAUGUUAAUUUCACACCUUUGUUGCUCCUA